Messenger RNA from Aspergillus nomiae NRRL 13137, 2994 nucleotides. RefSeq names its product Zn(II)2Cys6 transcription factor. Gene Ontology annotation, molecular function: transcription cis-regulatory region binding; zinc ion binding; DNA-binding transcription factor activity, RNA polymerase II-specific. Lineage: Eukaryota; Fungi; Ascomycota; Eurotiomycetes; Eurotiales; Aspergillaceae. Gene Ontology annotation, biological process: positive regulation of transcription by RNA polymerase II. Bases 1 to 2268 code for a protein of 755 amino acids. The transcript is spliced from 5 exons. The record is from RefSeq and is a predicted model, not a curated record. Gene Ontology annotation, cellular component: nucleus.
AUGUCAUCACUUCUUUGCUUGGGCAUGGAAGACAUCAAAAUCCCUUCCCCAUCUGCCAUCUUAGACCCUCAGCCCGCCAUUUCUCCAACCGGUGGACUUUCAAGGCCUCUCAAAUCUCCCACCACUAAAAAAUCGAUAUCAGGACAGACGGUCACAAAUGCUCCUAUCUCUGGAAAACCUAAGCAGUCAAAGAGCCGUAACGGUUGCAUCACUUGCAAGGCGAAGCGGUUAAAAUGCGACGAGUCAAAGCCAACUUGUUUUCAGUGCAAGAAACGAAAUGUGGAAUGUGGAGGAUACAAAAAAGACUUCAAGUGGCGCCCAUUCGAGGAAACUAACGUUGCGGGGAGGGUAUCGACGGCGAAGAGCAAAAAAGUCACCUCGUCUCCUCCUAACAGAAGAGCGAGCCUAAGUGUCUCAUCUUCUACCAUAGAGCACUCAGCAGCACAAGUAAAAGAUCAAACGGCUGCGUCGCAGUCGCUCCCCAUGGACACUAGUCAUUUUGUUCAAUCCCUUGCCCCUCAAUUAAGUGAUUCUUCAUGUCCGUUGAACAAGCGUCGCAGUACGCAGAAAAAUCUCUCAUUCUGCGCGACUAGUCUGUUGGAAAACACAGACUUGGGACACAUGGACGAGGACGUCUUUGUGCCACCUUUAGAAGAGAUUGUGCCGCCCGAUGAGUCUCCAUGGCCAUCGGAUAUCUCACUUCCCACCGCUGAGUUUGAUACAAGCCCCGGGGAGACCACCCUCGCGAUGCCCGGGGAGGAGACCCUCCAUGGAUCCGACGACUUUAGCUUCGCUGCCCUGCUAGAAGGGGAUGGUGAAGAUCUAGAAGCAAUCGUCCGACAGUCCGACCCAAGUAUGAGCCCAACCCUGUUCCAAUUCGCAGGGACCAGUGUGUCUCCACGGUCUGGAAAUACAGACAUCAGCCUUGGUCUAUUCAAAGAGCCUACAAUAUCUGCUAGUAGUCCUGAAAGGCUGAUUUUGCACUUCGACCGAUACACCUGCGGAAUACUAUCUGUGAAAGAUGGGGCCCAUGAAAAUCCGUGGCGGACCUUGAUCUGGCCCCUGGCUAAGGAUACGCCAGCCUUAUACCACGCAAUUUUUUCUCUGUCUGCCUUCCACUGCAGUAAGAAAAACCCUUCCUUGAGAGUUCACGGGAUGGAGCACAUGCGCCGGAGCAUCGCUUGUAUGGUGCAGGACAUCCAAAAUAUGAGAGCGGAUGCCGCUUUGGCCACAAGCCUAGCGCUCGCAUUUGCUGACACCUGGGACCGGGACACACGUUCAUGUAUUCAACACCUACGAGGAGCCAAAGCAUUGGUAUCACAAGUGGUGGGACUUGGAUUGCAAGCUGGUUUGUGUGCAGCCGAUCUAGACAGGAUCCGAUUCCUUUACAACACUUGGCUGUAUAUGGAUGUCAUUGCACGCUUAACCUCGUUGGAGGAAUCUGGGGAUCAAAAAGUUGAUCUAUCCAUCCUCCAGCUUCCCAAAGGCGCAUUAAUCCAACGAGUACGGAGGACUAAUUCCAACUCAAUAUCUCUCGUUUCGGAGGCGAUUGAGCUCAAAAGGCGUGUUGAGCAAUGGGAGCCUCCUGACUGGUUUGAACCACCGGAAGAUCCAACUUCCGAAGUACAACAUAGUUUACAGAUCGCACAUGCUUAUCGCUGGGCAACUAUUCUAUAUCUUCAUCAAGCUGUUCCGGAGAUGCCUUGUGAGCCGGCGUCAGAGCUCGCCAAGCGAGUGUUACUGCUGCUGGCCACGGUUCCACCGAGCUCCCGUACAACGAUUAUUCAAAUGUUUCCUCUCUUAGCCGCCGGAUGUGAAGCUGAUCAGGAGGAAGACCGGCAAUGGGUGCUAGGUCGAUGGGGAUCCAUCCAGACCCGUGUCAUGCUGGGUUCCAUCGAUCGCUGCAUAGACGUAGUCCAUGAAGUUUGGAUUCGUCGAGACCAGUUUGAGGCCGAAAAGCAGCGGCGACAGUUCCGAGCGACGGGUCGCUCCAAUUCCUUUGAUGAUCGGGAACCGGUUGGAAGAGAUGGAUUACCCUACGGGAACAUGGCACCUGGGGAUCUAAAUAAUCCGACUAGGUUUGCUAAAGAGUCAUACAGAAGACCAGCAGCUGAUGAGCGGGCGAUAUCCUCCCGGGGAACUGGGAACCCGCGGCGGAGUUCUGCGGUAUCUCCCCUGGAAAACAUCGAAUUUGAAAAGACCGUCAGGGGAAAAUUACAUUGGGUCAGUGUUAUGCAAGAAUGGGACUGGGAAGUAUUUCUUGGGUGAAAUCAACCCCGACAGAGAGAAACAUGGCCUCAGGCUUUCAUCACGCGGUUAUGAACGAUCCUGCGUCAUAACACGGCUACCGCCAAGGUUCUCGUGGUUUUUCGCACCUUGGGGGCGUUCCACGCGUGGCUGUGAAUGCUCUGUGCCAUGAUGUUUGGACGAGCAUUUCGAUUGCUCGUCGACCCGGUCCUCCAACCCGGGGGACGCGGGUCUGUUUCUAGCUAAAUAGCUGCGGAGGGAAGCCAGAUAUGGCUCUAGAUCGCUUGUUAUCGACACGGUAGCCAUUUUUGCCAAAGGGCGCAAGGGCUUUGUUCUUGUAUGAUUCAGUUUUCUGACGGCGUUUGCCUGUCUUGUAGCAACUGAGUGUUUACUAUCUGGUGUGCAAAUCAGCAUGGCGUUUGGCUAUUCCAGGAGAAGUUACGGACUUGGGCUUAAACACAGGUCGAGUGCGGAGCCUCGAGUUGCGAUGGCUAGGUUCUGGUGUUUUCCGGGCAUUGACGUGGAUUUUGGGUCGCUUGGUAGAAGCAAGCUCAGGGUUUUACGUUGCGAACACAAUGGCGCAUGGGAGAGAAUAGAUUUCUUUGGUGUCCAGAGGCGUGCUAGGCGAACAGAAAGGCCUGCUUUCCGUAUGGGAAAUGUCGUAAGCUAGUGGGCGCGGUUGGCUGCUGGGGUACGGGUCCCGCAGGAGGUAAUAAUAUAUCGUCAACUGGGAAGCAAAAGAAACGG